Messenger RNA from Heterostelium album PN500, 579 nucleotides. RefSeq lists its product as uncharacterized. The record is from RefSeq and is a predicted model, not a curated record. NCBI's taxonomy places the organism in Eukaryota, Evosea, Eumycetozoa, Acytosteliales, Acytosteliaceae. The coding region runs from base 1 to 579 and encodes 192 amino acids. The transcript is spliced from 2 exons.
AUGGAAGAAAGUGAAAUAAAUAAUAGCUUAGAAUAUUUAUAUUCUCAAGAAUCAAAUUCAAUUUUAGAAAAUAUGUCUCUAUCUUUAGAUUCACCCAACAACAGUACCAUUCAACAAUCAGAUUUUGAGGAGGAUCUCUUGUUUCUCUUCCAAGAUGGAACUUCUAACCUAGAUCAUCAAAAUUGGUUACAAUCAUUUUAUAAUGACCGUGAGCCAAAUGAGAUCACAGUGGCAAAUCCAUUGACCUUCAACCUUGUCCAUGAAGCUGGAAUUCCAAAAGCAACAGAUGAAGAUAAAACUCAUUCUCUCUACCAAUCUUUGCAAAAUUAUCAUUUUGAUCUGGAUACCGAACCAAAGACAAGCGAUCCAAACUCAUCCCAAGAAGAAAACCAUUCUACCGAGUUUCUCCAAACCUCUCGUACAAAUAGAACCCCAACACUUGGAGGUGCUCAAGGAAUCGAGAGUUGUGUGAGACACUACUCAAUGAAAACAAAGAAAACUACCUCUUGGUUCUUGAGAAGAUCCUUCUCCCAACAAAAAGCAAAAGUUUUGACAAAACUCCUAUUAUCAACUAUCUAA